Molecule: messenger RNA, 3108 nt
Organism: Acanthochromis polyacanthus (spiny chromis)
Lineage: Eukaryota; Metazoa; Chordata; Actinopteri; Pomacentridae
Gene: palmda
Product: palmdelphin a
Exons: 9
Coding region: 160-1824 (554 amino acids)
Biological process (GO): regulation of cell shape
Cellular component (GO): cytoplasm; membrane
Source: RefSeq, a predicted model, not a curated record
UCUGUCAGCAACGCUCCUGUCUUUUCUAUUGGCUGAUGGGAGGACACGCACUGUCAAUCAACUGACACACCGCAGAGCCCCGCCUACCCGCACCUGCAGCCGAGAGGGUCUCGCGCUCAGUUAGUCAGUUAGUCAGCGGUCAGAGCAGCUCGUGGGAGCAUGGAGGAGUGUGAUCUGCUGAAGGAGAGGCUCCAGGCCAUCACUGAGAGGCAUCGCAUUCAAGAGGACAUUAGACAGAAGAAACUGGAACUGGACCAGGAAAAACUCAAAGUACAGCAUCUAAAGAAAAAGGCCCUGAGAGAACAGUGGCUGCUGAAGGACUCCACCGUCCUCCAUGCAGGAGACUCCACACAACAGCAGAACCUUCUGAGUGACCAGCAGCAGACCAGAGCGCUGCAGCUGCACAUCCACAAGAUAGAGAUGGAGGUGGAAGCUCUGGAGAGAGAGGAGUCUAUGAUUUCUACCAAUGAGACCUUCAUCCUGACCAGACUGAAGGCUGUGGAGAAAAGUUCAGAGGCUAUCAUAAAGGAGGUCCAGGACAGCUUUGUUCCUGAACCGGUACAGGUCGCCACGGUGAUCCCUGACAUCCCAGAAUCCCUCUCUUCACCGAGCAGCACACACUCUGAACCCAACACAACAAGAAAGACUGUGUUUGCCAUGGACAUGAAUGUGACUAAAAACAUGCUGACUGGGGAGAACACGGUACUUUCUACUGCCACUGUUCCUCCUGAAGAGUUCCACCAGCACAACGGGCUGAAGGUGUUUGAUGACGGCAGGAAGUGUGUUUACGCCCUCAGUCCUCCAGAGGGGUCACAUGACCAGAGCAGUGUUUCUGAGCUGUCAGCCAAUGAGGUGGAACAGUUACUGAGAAGUGCCACGGUGCAUCGCCAAGCAACGCAUCAAAGCUACCACCAGAAUCCCAGGAAAAGAGAAGAUCUUAGCUUCUGUAGCCGCCAAGACCUCAGAGACCGAGAGCAGGAACGUUACAGAGCCGAGGAAGACUUUACCUGGCAGAGAAAACCACACGACGAUCACCGCUGUCACCAGGAAAGCCUUUACAUCAGGCACCAAGACAGAAGCAACCAUGGCAACCUGAGGGAACGACAGCGCCUUGGAAACCACAACGGCCUUCACCACGGCAACCAGAGCGAUCGUCACUGCAGCUCGUACAAAGUGAGAGAUCAUCACAGUGUUCAGGAAGACAGGCCGACCAGCCACCAAACCAACGGCAUCGUCAGAACCAACAGCGGGAUGAAUGGGAGCAGAUCCAGUGGCUUCUCUUCACUCAGAUCACAUGACCAGGAAGUAGUGAUGGCCCACCAACCACAGCUUAGCUACACUCCAGCCAGUUAUAUUCCUCUGAAAGAUUACAUCAGCGUUGACGAGGAGGAGCUUUAUCGCUACAACCGGCCGUCUUACAUCCAAACUGAGAACAGCCUCAGCCAAUCCAGCGCUCUGUACGGUGGCCCCGCCCACUGCGACCGGGUCCCCUCCCCCCUCUAUGGAGACGACACGCCUUACACCAUCCUCACCGCCUUGGACACCACCGAGCCCAUCACGGCCAUCUUCAUGGGCUUCCAGACGGCCCAGGACGACAGCGGAGUUCAGGAGUUUGACGGCUCCCUGAAGGCCGAGCUGGUCAUCAUCGAGGACACAGAGGACCACCAUGAAGACCUCAGGAAGGAGAAGAAGAACCACGUCCAGGGUCCAGGAAGUUCCACUAACAGACUUCUGGAGGGAGGUGGAGGACGGACAGAGAAGCGAGUGGGAGCAGGUAUCAGAAAGAUGCAGCGGAAACAGAAACCGUGCUGUAGAGUCUGCUAGCUGGACUAACGCAUGCCUGAGCCUCCAACACUAACUCGGUACACACCUGUCUGUUAAACUAACGGCUGAUUGCGGUGUUUGUUUGUUUUUAUGGUGUUUGAAAUGGGCUGCAUCACUCACACACUGACUGAAGACGUGGAAUCAUCAGCAGAGCCUCAUUUCUGCUUCAUCAGUGACUAGUCAGAUAAAGUUUGAUGAGCCUCUUGUCCUGUUGAAUCUCAGCCAUCUGUAAAGUUUUAGCCAUCAAUAUUUCUUAGCGCUGUAGUGACUAAAGCACAUGACUGAUGGGUUCUGUUUUGGUUCCAGGUAACGUUUGACUGUACCUUCAGUCACUGCUUUCUGGAGUUGAUUCCAACUUAGAGCUGGUUCCAGAUGUCCGUGUAGAUUCCCAGAUUCCUCGUCCUCCAGGUCAUUGGAGCCUCAGUCAGAAAGGAGCAACUGGACUGUCUUAUACAUUUAUAUCUUGCAUUUCCCUCGGGAUUAAUCUGUCUAUCCAUCCAUCCAUCUAUCCAUCCAUCCAUCCAUCCAUCCAUCCAUCCAUCCAUCCAUCCAUCCAUCGGCAGCAUCAGGAAACUCAGAAAAUACCUCCUAUAUGUCUUAUGUCUUCCAAAACAAUGAUCACAGUUUAACAGUUUCUGUAUCAGUUUGUAGAGAAAUUAUUUUAAAUGUAUUUUGGAGAAUAUAAUUUUAAAAAAAUGAUCAAAAAGAUACAGAAAACACAGAUUUUGUACACCUAAUAUCCAUGUUAAAUCCUCCAACACAUAAAACAUGAUUUGGACAUGCCAACAAGUUCAAACUGAUGUUGAUUUUUCACCUGAGGAGGAGCUGCCCUACCUCACUGAGACUGAUGAUGGAGUGUCACCUUGUGGCCAAGUUUGGUACGACAUUCCUCUGCCACUUCAUACUUCUGCUCUACUCUUAACUCAGCUGUUUUUAUUUGUAACUGUGCAUUUUAGAAUUUUACAUAAAACAACAGGUGAUCACCAGUGUUCCAGUCUAAACCAGGUGUUUAUUCACCUGUGACUCCUCAUAGAAGUUCCAAACCAUUUGGGACCUAAAUAAACCAACAUAUCAGAAAAAUCAGAGACUAGAGAAAUGCUUUUUGUAUCAUCUCAGUACCUCACAGAUCGGUCUGGUGUCAGCUUCAAAGGUUUUUUUUGUGAAAUUGGACCUAAUGUGGGUCAUGCAUCGAUCCAUCUGUUUGUGUUAAAUGUUUUGAAUAUAACUUUACUUACACUUGUAAAGACCAUGAAUAAAUCACUGGCAGUCUGGAGUUUCCAAUAA